GUAUUUUCUGAAGAUGGUCACCCUUCAUACCCAAGCUCCCGGAUGUCAUCCAGUUUAAGACCCAGGGAACAGAAAACAUUUAAAAACUAAGGAUGGUACUGCCUGAACUUGUACAGCAAAAAUACACUCUGUUUGAGGUUUUACUAUUGUGCUCUGAACAAAACCAUGGUGUAUAUACCUGCCUUCCAGUGGAGUUAAUUUCUCCAUCCCACAGAUGGUAAUAACGUUCACUCAUCACCUGGCUUUCCCCAUCCUUGGGGGUAUUUAGGAUGCUUCUUAUCCCUUCUCUGUUCUGGUGGGAUCCACUUCCCACUGCUUUCAAGCAGAGUUGUUUGUUCUACCAAAGACAGAAGACCCUGCCUUGUUCACCUGGACUCCGUUAUGGAUUGUUCCCUUACUCAAGAACUUUUCAAGAUUGGAUGCUAUAAUAUUCUGGACAAUUUUGUCUGCUACUGUGCUUCUUUUUUUUUUUGCAUUGGGGAUGUGGCAUUGUCCCAGCACAUUUGUUGUAUUCACCACAUCUCUGUUGGCAUUAUAACAGCAUCUCAUGACUAGCUUUGAAGUAAAAUAUAUAAUUGAAAUAGUAUAUUGUGACUUGAUUUCUCUGUACUUCUAUAUUAUUGCUGGCGAGUGGCAGACUGCUUUUCUGUGGCUGUGGUGUGUCGGAAGUAAGUGACGUAUACGGAAAAUAUGCUGCUCUCGCGAGACCGUUGUACAGACGUGGGAUUUUGAUAUCAAGGGUUGAGCCCGUGGGGUAUAAAAGGAGUUCCUGAAUAUGAGUGAUGACAAACCUUUCUUAUGCGCUGCUCCUGGGUGUGGUCAGCGAUUUACAAACGAAGACCACUUGGCUGUCCACAAACAUAAACAUGAGAUGACACUCAAGUUUGGUCCAGCAAGGGACAACAGUGUCAUCGUUGCUGACCAAACACCAACACCUACACGCUUUCUGAAGAAUUGUGAGGAAGUGGGACUCUUCAAUGAGCUUACCAGUCCAUUUGAGCAUGACUUCAAAAAAGCUACUGAGGAUGACCUCAAAAAGAUGCCCUUGGAUCUGUCGCCUCUUGCCACACCAAUGAUCAUACAAAAUAAAAUUGAGGACCACUCAGCUGUGGAGGCACAUCGGGGCAGCCCUCUGCCCCAUCCGGAAUCUACAACAAGUGACGACAAGGAGGUAUCUUUGCAGCCGACCUCACUGCCAACCUCUACUAUAGUCCAUCCUGCAUCCCUCCAAGUCCCAAAUGUACUCCUAGCAACCUCAGACGCUAGUGUUGUUAUACAGCAAGCUCUCCCAUCGCCAACAUCUAGCUCUGUAAUUACCCAAGUCCCAUCCUCUAAUAGACCAAUAGUUCCAGUCUCUGGAACUUUUCCUGUACUCUUUCAGCUGCCUAAUGGACAAACCAUGCCCAUCGCAAUCCCAGCAACCAUUGCAUCUAGUGUACAUAUUCCAACCGCAAUUCCUCUUGUCAGACCCGUCACCGUAGUGCCUAACGUCCCUGGGAUCCCUGGACCGCCCUCGCCUCAAGCCGUCCAAUCAGAAGCUAAGCUGAAGCUGAAGGCAGUGCUAAGCCAGCAGCUCCCUCAGGUAACCAAUGGAGAUUCGGGUGAUGUCCAGAGCAGUGCUGUGACCCACAAUGCAGCCCCGGCCCUGGUCCCUUCCCCAUCUCUGUCUCCUGGCCCUCCCCUGGCCCCGCCUGAGGAACCCUGCCCCCAGACCCUCCAGCAGCCUGCCACCUCCACCACUGAGACGCCUGCGACUAAGGCGCACCCUGCCCAGCACACAGGGGGCCGGCGGCGCAGAGCCACCAGCGAGGACCCGGACGAGAAGAGGCGUAAGUUCCUGGAACGCAACCGAGCUGCGGCGUCCCGCUGCAGACAGAAGAGGAAGGUCUGGGUGUCUUCGCUGGAGAAGAAGGCUGAGGACCUCAACUCUAUGAACGGACAACUACAGAGUGAAGUCACCCUGCUGAGAAAUGAAGUGGCUCGGCUGAAGCAGCUUCUUCUGGCUCAUAAAGAUUGCCCUGUAACCGCCAUGCAGAAGAAAUCUGCCUAUCACACAUCUGAGAAGGAAGACAGCUGUGAGGAGAUGUCAGUCCCAGGCAGCCCCCAGAACGAGGCCAUCCAGCACAGCUCCGUCAGCACCUCCAACGGAGUCAGCUCCUCCUCCAUGACCCCUGCUGCCUCCGCCCCUGCCACAGCAGACCAGAGCACAGAGGAUGGCCAGGCACAGCGUGGCGCUGCCCUGUCCACCAUCCAGACUCAGCCCUCAGGAAGCUGAUCAGCCCCACCGCACCGAAGGCAGUGGCCCAGCCUCGCUGCUGCCUCUGUAGGGGAAAGGAACUCUCACUCAGCUUCGGUUUGGACUAUACUGUAUUUGCUCAUUGUUUGGUUUCUGUUUCUUUCGAUUUUCUUGGAAUGCAAUGUAAUGGUUUGUUGGAAAUUGGUAAAGAUGCAAAAGAAGGCCCUUUACGAAUGGUUCGAAGAUGGAAAUGAUUGUCUUAUUUCCACCUUGUUUUCUAGUCCUUCUGAUUUAUUUAUUUAACUGUACACAUGUCCUUUUUGUUUUGGACCUCUGUGAACUUUGAAGUUGUAAUGAUUUGAAUCAGUGCAUUGUCAAUGAGACCUUACCAAAGUGUGUUGUGGCUCACUUGGAAUGUAUUUGUUUUUAAUGGCCUUUUAUAUCCUUAUUUUAUGGUGAGAAGACGUAAGGAGCAGACACUUUCAUUGUUUUGCCUUUUUCAUUUUGCACAUAACAGAUGAAGGGUUUAACUUUUUAGUGUUUUUUGAUUGUUCCAAUAAGAUGUACUGGCAGCUUUUUAAGGUAGAUUUUAAUACCUGUCUCGUUACAAAACUUCAACGGUUGAAUCAGAUUUGAACUGACAACGUUUAUGUGAGUGAUUUUAGUUUGGCUACGUCUGCCGGUAGCAUGAUGUGGUUUAAAUGUUCAGAGUUGCCUGCACUUGUAAAAUAGGAGCUUGGGUCGAAUUCUAUGUGCGUUCUUUGACCAACAUUCCAUUUGUAGUUUGAUUGUUUCAUGAACCAGUGAUUGUAGGAUUGCAGUACAUUUUACAUUACAUAAACAUGUUGACUCAACCAUGUGCCAUUAAUUUUAUCACACAGAUUGAUUUGUCAUUAGAAUUAUGGGUGUUUCCAUGUACGUAAUUUCUUGGUAUAGGAGAUCCGUUUCUUCUGAAUAAUGUUUCUGCUUACUAAGUGACUUGUCCAUUGCUUUGAUGUUUGACUCUGAACCCUUGAGGAAAUAUUCAUGUUACUUAAGAAUAUGACAUUUUUAGGAAACAUUGUAAAUAACAUCAUUACUGACACAUUGUGGUUUUUCCAGAUGUCAUACUUUUUAAAAACGUGUUAGAGUCCUAAUAAGUUUUAUUUGUAUUAAAUAAAUAUCAACUUGAGGAACCUUUACUGGCCUCCAACCUAAAACGAAGGCUCUGUUUGCCUUGCAUAGUAGUACAAUAACUUUGAAAACACUAAUAGUCACAUACUGCGCCAGAAACUUAAUGAGGAAUCAAUGAUGUAUGUGUAUAUGUUGAUCUUAUACUGCUUUUAAGGCUAGUGACGUUUUAGAAAAUAGUUGUAGUUGGCAAAUCAUACAAUUAUUAUUUUGUAUCAAAUUGCCUUUUCUCUUUAAACGUAUUGGCUUACUACUGUGUAGUUUAACGAGACACUACUACAUUUAGUUUCAGACCUCAUUUGUUCCUUUUUAAUUUAACCAGGUUUUUUUGUACUGUCACUUAUGUGCUCUCAGCAUGAUUUCAAUAAUUCUCUGAGAGAAUUAAACUGAUAUUUAAUAAUGUCUCAGUCAAAUAAGUAACAUUGAACAUGUUUCACCUUGAGUUAUAACUAGCUGGUCUUAAGUUUAUGAAAGGUUUUGUCAAUUAUUUUACCCCGGCUUAGCUGCUUAAACGGGGUGUGAUAUUGUGUUGACAGUAAACUUGUAACUUGUGAAAGUUAUGUAUAAAGUACAGUAUCCUAAAUUAAUAAGACUUAAUAAAUCUUUUAUCUCUUUAAAUCCA
Molecule: messenger RNA, 4028 nt
Organism: Oncorhynchus mykiss (rainbow trout)
Lineage: Eukaryota; Metazoa; Chordata; Actinopteri; Salmoniformes; Salmonidae
Gene: atf2
Product: activating transcription factor 2
Biological process (GO): regulation of transcription by RNA polymerase II
Molecular function (GO): DNA binding; DNA-binding transcription factor activity
Source: RefSeq, a predicted model, not a curated record